UUUUUCCAGAUUUGCUCAAAAUUGUCCCUGCAAGUAUCCACGUUAGCGUCAUUCUCUUCUGUACAGUACUGCUCGUCUUUGCUCUGGUGGGAGCAGGUUUCUUCAUGUUCAACGCUUUCGGCAGCCCGUACGAAACUCUGCACGGCCCUGUCGGGUUGUACCUCUGGAGCUUCAUCGCAUGUUCCUGUGGUUGCCUCAUCAUGAUUCUCUUCUCUUCAGAGGUGAAAAUCCAUCACCUUUCGGAGAAAAUCGCUAAUUUCAGAGAGGGAAGUUUUACAUUCAAGACUCACAGUGAACAGUUUGCAAAUUCAUUCUGGAUCAUCCUGGUGUGCUCCCUGGUGCACUUCCUGAACGCCUUGUUGAUACGAGUGGCUGGAUUUGAAUUUCCCUUUUCAAAAUCAAAAGAUUCAGCGACAACCACUGGAGCAGUUGACCUGAUGUAUUAG
This is a messenger RNA of Balearica regulorum gibbericeps (East African grey crowned-crane), 446 nucleotides long. NCBI's taxonomy places the organism in Eukaryota, Metazoa, Chordata, Aves, Gruiformes, Gruidae. The record is from RefSeq and is a predicted model, not a curated record.